AUGACUCAACCUACCCAAUCCCUUCAUACCCCAAUACCUAUAUCCUUUACCUCUGAUGUGCAAUACAAUAUGGGUUGCAGCAUCUUAUCUGGAAUGAGUGCCAUGAACAUAGAAAAGGCCAUGGGAGAAGGGGAUUGGCUAGAGGUGAUCUCUGUGAUCAGGAAAACCAUGAAGACAGUGUCCAGUGCCCCAGUGAACAUUGCUGUGACUGGGGAUUCUGGCAACGGAAUGUCCACCUUCAUCAAUGCAUUGCAGGGAAUUGGGCAUGAGGAGGAGGACUCAGCUCCCACUGGGGUGGUGUGGACCACCCAGACUCCCACUUGCUACACUUCCUCUCUCUUUCCCAACGUGGCACUGUGGGACCUGCCUGGCACAGGGGCUGCCAAUCAAAGCCUGGAAAGCUAUAUGGAGGAGAUGCAAUUUCACCUGUAUGACUUUUUCAUCAUUAUUGCAUCUGAGCAGUUCAGCACAAAUCUUGUGAAACUUGCCAAGACCAUCCAGGGCUUGGGAAAGAGGUUCUAUAUAGUUUGAACCAAGCUGGACAGGGACUUCAGCACACGUAUUGUCCCAGUGGAACAACUCCUACAGAAUAUUCGGGACAAUAUCUGGGAAACUCUCCAGGAAGAGGGGGCAUGUGAACCCAUCAUAUUCCUGGUCUCAAGUUUCUACCCAUCAUUGCAUGACUUCCCAGAGCUUAGAGACACCUUGCACAAGGACAUCUCUUACAUCAGGUACUGUGGUCCCCUAGAGAACAUAUCCCACAUCUGUGAGAAGGUCAUUAAUAACAAAGUGACCACUUGGCAGAGACAAAUAGGCUCAAAGUCUCCCAAGGACAUCCUUGGCAUCCAGAAUGCAGAUGAUCCUCAGAAGUAUUUACAUGCCUACCACUUGCUUUUUGGUGUGGAUGAUAAAUCUCUCCAGCAAGUGGCCCAGAGGAUGGGAAAACCCAUGGAGGAGUACAAGGCCACUAUGAAGUCUCAGGAUAUGCACACUGUCCUCACAGAGAACUGGACAUUAUCUUGGAUGAACUGCAAUACAGCAUCUUACUUACAUUCAAUUCUGAGCUACAUCCCAAUCGUAGGUCAUACUAGUGUCUACUACCUGAAAUGGUGGAGUCAGAGCCGCUUCCUUGAAAUAGUUGCUGAGGACACAAAGACCAUUUUGAAGAAAAUCCUGAAAGACUCCAUUAUCUGA
Messenger RNA from Leopardus geoffroyi (Geoffroy's cat), 1194 nucleotides. It is a transcript of the gene IRGM, whose product is annotated as immunity related GTPase M. Gene Ontology annotation, biological process: cellular response to interferon-beta; defense response. The transcript has a single exon. Gene Ontology annotation, molecular function: GTPase activity; GTP binding. The record is from RefSeq and is a predicted model, not a curated record. NCBI's taxonomy places the organism in Eukaryota, Metazoa, Chordata, Mammalia, Carnivora, Felidae. Gene Ontology annotation, cellular component: endoplasmic reticulum membrane.